This is a messenger RNA of Protopolystoma xenopodis, 351 nucleotides long. The record is from the annotation of a GenBank genome assembly. NCBI's taxonomy places the organism in Eukaryota, Metazoa, Platyhelminthes, Monogenea, Polystomatidea, Polystomatidae.
AUGAAACAGCAUUCCAGCCUCAGCCAGCAGCACAUUCUGCUUCACGAUUUUGGCGACCACAAGCGUCUCGUGCGGUUCGGUGCAAAGCUUGGGAAUUCACUUUUCCCGCAAUUGCAUAAAGGAUGGGAACGAACAGGUCACUUGAACUGCGUCAAGUUACUCUCCACUUUCUCUCAUUUCCACGAAUCCUCGACGCACAAGAAUUUAGUCGGUGCAAUGGGCCAGUCUUGCUUGCCCUAUUCAUUAGCAGUAAUUGCACUUCUGAUCGACACGAUGGCCAGCGGAUCCACCAGACGCGGGUUCGGUUCACUAAAUGGUCGUCUGGAAGGCCUGGCAAAAGGCGUGGCCUGA